Colletotrichum karsti is the source of this 285-nucleotide messenger RNA. RefSeq lists its product as uncharacterized. The transcript is spliced from 2 exons. NCBI's taxonomy places the organism in Eukaryota, Fungi, Ascomycota, Sordariomycetes, Glomerellales, Glomerellaceae. The record is from RefSeq and is a predicted model, not a curated record. The coding region runs from base 1 to 285 and encodes 94 amino acids.
AUGGGCAGAAAGCUUUCUGAAAAGAAGCAGGUCCAGCUGGCGAACGCCAGGCAGUCCCGGCGCCUCAAGGCUACAGCCCGCCAGAGAGCGGCUGAAGCUCACACGCCUCCCGUCCAAAGCCCCGAGGGAACACGAACCGGCCCACAGCCUGCAGUCCCGCUCCCUGUUACAGCCGCCCCCGCCCGCAGGUUCAUCCCGGGACUGGUCCAGAUGGAUUCCAACGCCUCUAGGACCAUGGCAACGAAGCGCGUACCGAACUUCGACGGCGCCGAUGGUUUACUGUAG